AUGAUACCCGGACUCUAAAAGAUUAGAUUCAGGAAGGAAGAGCAGGAGAAGAUGGAGGAUCAGGAGAUCGAAUUGGAUGCACUCAAUAAAGUUGACAGGCAAUUGGAGAUGUUAGAAAACAGCUCAGUGUGGAAAUCCAAACCGUUAAGGAUCAUAUAGAAAAUAACGAUUUUCAUUACUCGUCUUAAACACAGUUCGACGACAUACAGAUUUAAAUUGUUGAAGAAAAGCAUCUUUCUAUUAAUUAGAGAUAAGGCUUCUUCAUUUCAAUAUUAUCUAAAUAAUUAUAUGUUAUUUCAAAAACCCACAAGAUGGAUACAAAUAAAAUAUGAGGCUCAUGCCAGCAAUCCAUUAUGGUGGCGUUUUUGGUGUUUUCUGAAAAGUGAUGAAACGGUUCUAUUACCUGCAGAUAAGUUCCUUUUCGUAUGGGAUCUAUUGAUGAUGUUGGUGACAAUCGCCAAUAUCUUCUAUGUGCCUUUGUAGUUGUCAUUUAAUCUCAAUGAAGACGAUAUGGGUAGCAUCUUUACUCUUUUUAGCACAUUGCCGAGUUGUAUAUUUUUGAUUGAUUUAAUCCUAACAUUCUUCAAAGGAUAUUACGACCGAGGAAUACUGCAAAGAAAUAAAGCGAAGAUCUUUUGGCAUUACAUAAAGGGUGACUUCCUAUUGGAUUUGGCAAUAGUUUUGCCCUUCAUUUUAUCUUGGAUGGGAUAUUCGGCUGCAAACUAUCUGAUGUUGAUUCGAAUGACAAGAGUCAGAAGAACAAUGAUAGUAAUUGAGGAGAUAUCCAAUUUCAAGGAGAAGAGUGCAAUCAUCUAUCAACUAUUUUGUCUAAUCUAUUCGUUGCUGUUGAUUUCUCAUUUUUGUGCUUGUCUAUUCCACUACUUUGCCCUUUAUGAAGUAGACCAAGGUUACACUCACACUUGGUUACACCAAUAGAAUAUAUUUGAUGAGGAUUUGUACACCAAAUAUUUCAAUUCACUCUAUUGGAUUACUAUCACAUCAAUGACUGUUGGAUAUGGCGAUAUUGUUCCAGUUACAACCCCUGAGAAAAUAUUAGUCACUAUCAUCACUUUCUUGGUCACUGGAGUUUUUGGGUACGCAUUAGGAAUGAUAUAAAGUAUUUUCUAUAAAAUGGCUGAGUAAACUAACAUCAACAAUUCCAGAUUGAGAUUAGUGAGUAAUCAUAUUAAGUAGAGAGGAUUGAAUACUCAAUUACAGUUUAGAGUUCGCAAAUACAUCGAAUACUAUUUGUAAUUUAAGUAGGACGAGGAACUGGAUUUGGAUGAACUCAUGGGACAACUCAAUCCCAAACUCAAAUAGGAAGUCCAAAUUGCAAUGUACUAUCGUUAUCUUAAACAUUCCAAAUUGUUUGGAACCAAUUUCUCCGAUGAUCUCAUCAAGAAGCUAUGUUUUUGUAUUCAUGAAAGAACAUUCGCUCCUGAAGAGGUUAUCAUUAGGAAGGAUGAAUUGCCAAAUCAAUUAUACAUUGUAUUAGCAGGACAAGUCAAAUCUCUCAUAUUGGAAAAAUCAAUCAAAAGAUAUCAAUAAGGAAAUCUACUCUGCGAAAGAGAAUUCUUUUAUCAAGACUUUAUGCAAUAUAAUAUUGUUGCAUCCUCCUUUGUUCAAGUAGCCUACUUGAAUCUCUCUGAAUUUCAAUCUAUCAUCCAAAAUCAUCGAUCUAGUUUUGAACAAUACCGGUAUGCCAUAGACAAUACUGUUUUUGGUCAAAACACAAAUCUGAUUAUUUGUGAGGCUUGCCAGUCUCAUCAUUAAUUUAAAAAUUGCCCUCUUGUUUUCUUUAAAAAAAAUACCUACAAAGUGUUAGCUGCUUGUCAUAGCAACCAUGUACAGAGCAGACAAACCUUUGCCAGAAAAAAGUCUAAAUACAAAUAGCAAAGAACAGGUGUCCUCAAUGGAGCCUAUGAUCACAUCAUCAAAAUGAGGACACAAUUAGGAGUCCAAAUUGAUUAAGCAUUCCUGAACAAAAUUGGGUACCCAGGUUAUGAGCAACAACAGUAAAGUGAUGAAGAAGAAGAUAAAUACCAAUCUCCUCAGGCAAGGAGGCAGAGUUUCUCUUAAUUCAACGACCAUUAGCAUUCGCUUUCUCAAAAUACCCUACCUCAAGAUGAACAUUACAAUGACUUUGAUAUAGACAAAGUCGAAGAAUAUGAAUUCUAUUACCCUCAUGAUAACAUCACCAAAAUUAGUAAAAUUGUGAACAAACAACAAUUAUUACAGAGACUACUAGAUAAAGUAUCGAAUAAAAAGAAUUUAUUUGCCGGCCUUGUAUUUAGAUAAGUGGUAUAAAACAUUAUAUGA
Molecule: messenger RNA, 2319 nt
Organism: Paramecium tetraurelia
Lineage: Eukaryota; Ciliophora; Oligohymenophorea; Peniculida; Parameciidae
Exons: 4
Biological process (GO): potassium ion transmembrane transport; regulation of membrane potential
Cellular component (GO): membrane
Molecular function (GO): voltage-gated potassium channel activity
Source: RefSeq, a predicted model, not a curated record